Messenger RNA from Monomorium pharaonis (pharaoh ant), 1559 nucleotides. RefSeq names its product putative deoxyribonuclease TATDN1. NCBI's taxonomy places the organism in Eukaryota, Metazoa, Arthropoda, Insecta, Hymenoptera, Formicidae. The coding region runs from base 224 to 1147 and encodes 307 amino acids. Gene Ontology annotation, molecular function: 3'-5'-DNA exonuclease activity. The transcript is spliced from 5 exons. Gene Ontology annotation, cellular component: cytosol. The record is from RefSeq and is a predicted model, not a curated record.
GCAGGACUAGCGGUACUGCUGAUCGAUGGCGUGCGGCAAAUGCGAGGAUAGCGUUGGAACGAUCACUACUGCGCAUGAGAGCGCGUCAGUCCUCCAUCCAUGUGUCGAUCCAACCGUAACCGGGCCGGUCGAGAACGACGGACACCUGCUGGUUAACCUCUCUGUCUAGCCUCGGCUGGAUAUCCGCACGAACGACGAGACCCCUUGUCCAGGAACACGUUUUAUGCUCGCAGCUAGAAUGUCUAAUUUGCGGAAAUUCAUAGAUAUCGGAGCGAAUUUAACGGAUUCUAUGUAUCAAGGGGUCUAUCAUGGUUCCCAGAAACAUCAGCCAGAUUUGGAUAGGGUUUUGGAACGGAGUUGGAAAAACAAUCUUUCGAAGAUCAUCAUCACAGGUGGCAACAUCGAAGAUAGCAAGAAAGCUCUUGAAAUAGCGAGGACUGAUGACAGACUGUAUUCGACAGUCGGUUGUCACCCAACUCGUUGCAAUGAGUUUGAGGAAUGCGGCAACCCAGAGGAGUAUCUUAAGUCACUGUCAGACCUGGCGAUAAAUAAUAAGGAUAAGGUCAUCGCGAUUGGCGAGAUGGGACUGGACUACGAUAGGUUGAAUUUUUGCCCUAAAGAGACCCAGAAGAAGUACUUCGAGAUGCAAUUGUCAUUGUGUUCUACGCUAAAGCUACCGAUGUUUCUACACUGCCGCAACGCCAGCGACGACUUCGUGCGAAUCCUGAGAAAGCACAAAAAUGAAUUAACGCCGGGCGUCGUGCACUCCUUCGAUGGCAAUCCAGAGGACGCGAAUUCUAUAUUACAAUUAGGCUUGUACAUUGGCGUCAAUGGAUGUUCAUUGAAAACGGAGGAAAAUCUUUUCGCAAUCACUACUAUUCCCUCGGAUAGGCUCAUGAUAGAAACAGAUUGCCCAUGGUGCGAGAUCAGGCCAACGCAUGCAUCUGCGAAUGAUGUUAUCACGCACUUUCCAUCCGUGAAAAAGGAAAAGUGGCAAUCGGAUCAGAUGGUAAAAGGACGGAACGAACCCUGCACGAUAGUUCAAAUAUUGGAAGUCCUAGCGCGGAUCAGAGACGAGGAGGAGGAGUACCUGUGUAAUCAAAUCUACAAGAAUACAAUGAAGCUCUUCUUCCCGUACGAAUUAUAGUAUGCAAGUACUCGACGCUGCAAAAACAUAAACGGACUUGGAGUGCGUUGAUGGAACACGCAUUCAUGGAAGUAAUCAGGGAUAAAAGCUGUGAAUGUACGCGCGUAGAGCAAAGCGAAGACGGAAUUAAAAGAAAAACACACUGCUGAAACUCUAUUAAAAAGAAGAAAUGAAGACACUCAUUUUUACAUACGUGGCUUUUUUUUAUGGAAGUGGCCAAUGUCACUGUCCACACAGAUCUCUCUUCCCAUGUAAAACUUUAAUAUAUUCUUGUUAAAAUUAUAUUAUUAUCAUAUCUCAUAUUCAUCUAUUGCAUUUCAUCGCUAUUACCAUCAUCUCAUUAUUAUUAUUAUUAUUAUUAUUAUAUAAUAUUGCGAUAUAUUUAUUAAUAUUAUUCUGCUAUUCCUAAAAA